UCACAAUUAAACAAGGGCGCUUGAUGGUCGGAACUCAAGAAAAAGAUCUCCACAGUAUCCUCAAUCCACUGCUCUCUGGCCGUCCCCACCACCGUUCUGUGUGUGAAGGAGAGAGAGGGAGAGGGAUUGAUUCAAGCGGAAGCCUCGCUGCCACCUCGGACGACCUCCAUUCUGUUCGUCCCUGAGAAGUUGCCGUCGUCGUCUGCUUGAGCCUUGUGUCCUUUCGCUUAGCUCCCCAUGAUAUUGGUUGAGCUUGCAGGACAUGCUGUUUUCCUGUGGUCUAAAGGCAGCACGACAGUUUAUGCUUCAAAUAGAUCUAAAGGGAGAAACAGAAAUCAUCAAGCGAGCACAGAGAGAACCAAAUAUGAGAGUUUGUUGUUCAAGAAACAUGGCACUUGGAGAAGUAUUAAUCCAAAAGAGCUGUCGAGGAAAAAGGGUGGAUCUUUGAGAGGGAGAGGAUGGAAAUAUGGGUCCGGAUUUGUUGAUGGAGUCUUCCCUAUUCUCAGUCAAUCUGCUCAGGAACUCCUGAAAUUUAUUGUUCAAAAUGGCAUUGAUGAUGGUGACAUUUUUGGUUUUCUUGAUGGCCUUGUUCCAUCACAUGAUACCUGGGAUGACCUUAUCAAUGUUGCUGUUCAACUUCGUCUCAGUAAACAGUGGGAUGCUCUUAUUCUUGUAUGUGAGUGGAUACUGAACAGCAGCUGCUUCCGGCCUGAUGUCAUCUGCUAUAAUUUGCUAAUAGAUGCUUAUGGCCAGAAUUCACAACAUAUGAAAGCAGAACUCAUAUACCUAAAACUAUUGGAGAACAAUGUUGUUGCUACAGAUGAUACAUAUGCUCUUCUGAUACGUUCAUACUGUGCAUCUGGGCUACUUGAGAAAGCUGAAGCUAUCUUUACUACAAUGAGAAGAAAGAGAUCUCCUUCAAGUGCCAUUGUGUACAAUGCUUAUAUUGAUGGGUUGAUGAAACAGAAAGAAUUGCAUAAAGCAGAAGAGGUUUUCCAGAAGAUGAAGAAAGAUCACUGCCAACCAUCUGACGAGACGUACACAAUGAUAAUCAAUCUGUAUGGGAGGUUCAAGCAGCCUCAGAUGGCCCUUAAAAUUUUCCAAGAAAUGGGAUCAGAGAAGUGCAAGCCUAAUAUCUGCACUUACACAGCACUAAUAAAUGCAUAUGCAAGGGAAGGGCUUUUUCAGAAAGCUGAGGAAGUAUUUGAAAUUUUGCAAGAUGCUGGACAUGAGCCUGAUGUGUAUGCUUACAAUGCCUUGAUGGAAUCUUACAGUCGUGCAGGUUUUGCACAAGCAUGUGCCGAAAUAUUUUCUCUCAUGCAACUGGAGGGUUGUGAACCAGAUCAAGCUUCAUACAACAUAAUGGUUGAUGCAUUUGGAAGAGCUGGUCUUUAUGACAAUGCAAGAGCAGUUUUCGAUGAGUUAAAGCUCAGAGGAUUCAAGCCCACCAUGAAAUCACAUAUGUUACUGUUGUCUGCAUACUCAAGAGCAGGAAACGUUACAAAAUGCGAGGAAAUUGUUACUCAGAUGGUUAAAUCAGGGAUCCAACCAGACACCUUUGUUGUAAACAGCCUAAUUAACAUGUAUGGUCGGGCGGGUUACUUCGAGAAAAUGGAAAGGGCUUUGGAUACUGUGGAAAAUGGUGCAUACCCAGCAGAUAUAAGCACCUAUAAUAUCCUGAUAAAUCUAUACGCUCGAGCGGGCUUCUGCGAGAAAGUUGAACAAGUUUUUGCUUCUCUUAGUGGGAAGAAUUUGAAACCUGACGUUGUGACAUGGACAUCCAGGCUUGGGGCAUAUGCUAGAAAGAAACAGUAUAAGAAAUGCAUAGAAAUUUUUGAAGAAAUGGUUGAUAAUGGUUGUUAUCCAGAUGGUGGCACUGCUAAAGUGCUCAUCUCAGCAUGCACAAACCAGGAACAGACUGAGCAAGUGAUGGCUGUGAUAAGGACAAUGCAUAAGGAGAUGCCGACCCUGUUUCCCGUAACCUGAUGUUUUCCAUGAAUGAAGUUCAUGAUUGUAUUUAACGCAACUCCACACGUCGCACAUGUAAUUGGCGCUCAGAAUGAUUGCAUGCUGAAAUUAGCAAUGAAGAGCUUCCAUGGAUUACAUCUGCUUA
Messenger RNA from Nymphaea colorata (pocket water lily), 2113 nucleotides. Its product is annotated as pentatricopeptide repeat-containing protein At2g35130. The transcript is spliced from 8 exons. Gene Ontology annotation, molecular function: protein binding. The record is from RefSeq and is a predicted model, not a curated record. The coding region runs from base 238 to 1986 and encodes 582 amino acids. NCBI's taxonomy places the organism in Eukaryota, Viridiplantae, Streptophyta, Magnoliopsida, Nymphaeales, Nymphaeaceae.